Messenger RNA from Neltuma alba, 1654 nucleotides. Its product is annotated as UDP-glycosyltransferase 74F2-like. The record is from RefSeq and is a predicted model, not a curated record. Lineage: Eukaryota; Viridiplantae; Streptophyta; Magnoliopsida; Fabales; Fabaceae. Bases 19 to 1410 code for a protein of 463 amino acids. The transcript is spliced from 2 exons. Gene Ontology annotation, molecular function: quercetin 7-O-glucosyltransferase activity; quercetin 3-O-glucosyltransferase activity.
AGCAAAGGAGGAUUAACAAUGGAAGAGCGGCUAAACAGAAAACCCCAUUGUUUGGUUUUGGUUUUUCCAACUCAAGGCCAUGUCAACCCUAUGCUUCAACUGUCAAAGCGUUUGGUUCAUAAAGGUGUGAGAGUCACACUAGUCGCCUCCCGCUUCCUCUGCAACACCUUGCAGUUCAAAUCAACCUCCAUAGCUCUCGAAAGCAUCUCCGACGGCUUUGACGACGGAGGACUAGCCGCCGCCGCAAGUGACAAAGCUUACGUCGAUCGUUUCUGGGACGUAGGCUCAAAGACUUUUGAAGAACUUCUAGAGAAGCUUACGAGUUCUGGGGAUUCAAUUGACUGUGUUGUGUAUGAUUCCUUCAUACCUUGGGCUCUUGAAGUGACCAAGAAGUUUGGGAUUAUGGGAGCUGUGUUUUUCACUCAAUCUUGUGCAGUGAACAGUAUAUAUUAUCAUGUUUAUCAUCGAAACUUGAAGAUUCCUGCGACUGAUGAUGAUAAGUCUGAGAUUUUACUUCCAGCGUUGCCUCCACUUGCUUCUUGUGACUUGCCGUCCUUCCUGUAUGUUUUGGGGCCUUAUCCAGCUUUUACGGACAUGGUUGUGAAUCAGUUCUCUAAUAUUGAGAAAGCAGAUUGGGUGCUCUGUAAUUCCUUCUAUGAGCUUGAACCUCAGGUGGCUGAUUGGCAAGCAAAAAUCUUCCCGCUGAAGACAAUAGGUCCAACCAUACCAUCAAUGUUCUUAGACAAGAGACUCAAAGAUGACGACGCCUAUGGUUUCAGCUUUUACAAUGAGGAAGACGAAGCUUGCAUGAACUGGUUAAGCGACAAGCCAAGCGGGUCUGUCGUUUAUGUCUCAUUUGGAAGUUUAGUAGCUCUUGACAGUGACCAAAUGGAGGAGAUAGCUUGGGGUUUGAACGACAGUGUAAGUUACUUCUUAUGGGUAGUAAAAGAAUCAGAGAAACCUAAGCUUCCUAAGGACUUCUUGAAGAUUUCUCAGAAAAAGGGCUUGGUGGUCACAUGGUGUACUCAAUUACAAGUGCUGGAUCAUGAAGCUGUGGGCUGCUUUCUGACACACUGUGGAUGGAACUCAACAGUGGAAGCUUUGAGCUUAGGGGUUCCAAUGGUGGCAGUUCCUCAGUGGACAGACCAACCCACAGAUGCAAAGUACAUAAAGGAUGUGUGGAAGAUUGGAGUGAAAGCUGAAGCGGAUGAGAAAGGAGUUGUGAGAAGAGCGACAGUGAAGAAAUGUAUAGAGGAAGUAAUGCAGAGUGAAAGAGGAAAAGAGAUGAAGAAGAAUGCCAUGAAAUGGAAGGGUGUUGCAGCAAAGGCUUGUGAUGAGGGUGGAAGUACUGAUAAGAAUAUUGAUGACUUUGUAGCAAGUCUUGCUGCAGCUUCUACCAAAUGCCAAUGAGAUAGAAGAAAUAAGUAUAUAGAAUGAUUUAUUCUUGAAUCAUAUCCGCUGCUACAUUCACAAAAAUAAAUGUGUGUUGUAUAUUUGAUUUGAAAACUGAUUGUGAGAAAAGAAUAAAACGCAAAAAAGACGUGAAUGCAUGUAUUUCUCUCUGUGAUUGCAUCUAUGUUACCCAUAUUUUGUUUGUACUUUAUAUGGGUUAUGCUCAUUUCAAUUGAUUAAAGUGCAAAUGUAAUGCUGAAUA